This is a messenger RNA of Rhododendron vialii, 1847 nucleotides long. RefSeq names its product intermediate cleaving peptidase 55, mitochondrial. Gene Ontology annotation, cellular component: mitochondrion. Gene Ontology annotation, molecular function: metalloaminopeptidase activity; manganese ion binding. The coding region runs from base 125 to 1570 and encodes 481 amino acids. The transcript has 14 exons. The record is from RefSeq and is a predicted model, not a curated record. NCBI's taxonomy places the organism in Eukaryota, Viridiplantae, Streptophyta, Magnoliopsida, Ericales, Ericaceae.
CGGAAAAAUAAACAAGAAAAUAAGGGACGGCUAUGUAAAUUCAGAGACUUCAGGGGCCUAAAACCCCAUCAAGAACACAUCGUCAAGAUUGAACUGGGUUGUUCGUGCGGUAAGAAGCUUUACAAUGCAGACUCUCCGUGGAAAAUUGCUGCAGAGGAUCACGUGUACCCGAGUGUCUAGAUGCCUUCUGUAUUCCACCAAGAACGUACCCGAUGUAGGACAGCCUACCGCUGCUUCUCAUCCUCAGUUACUUAAGGAAGGGGAAAUAACACCUGGCGUAACUAGUGAAGAGUAUAUCUCCAGAAGGAAGAGAAUAUUGGAGCUUCUUCCAGAUAAGAGUUUGGCAAUAAUUGCUGCUGCCCCUGUGAAGAUGAUGACCGAUGUUGUGCCUUACACAUAUCGACAGGAUGCUGAUUAUUCGUACAUUACGGGCUGCCAACAGCCUGGCGGUGUAGCAGUCUUAGGUCAUGAUUGUGGUUUAUGCAUGUUUAUGCCGGAAGCAAGCCCUGAAGACGUUCUUUGGCAAGGACAAAUUGCUGGAGUUGAUGCAGCUUUACAAACAUUCAAGGCUGAACAGUCAUAUCCGAUGAGCAAAUUACGUACGAUCCUUCCAGAUAUGAUAAGAAGCUCCUCCAGAUUGUUCCAUAAUGGGAAAACAGCCAUGCAGACAUAUACAGACUUGGAAGCCUUCCAAAAAGCUGCUCAUGAUGGCAUCGUGAAAGAUCUUUCUGGUUACACUCAUGAAGCCCGAUUGAUAAAAUCACCAGCUGAGCUGAAGUUAAUGAGAGACUCCGCAUCAAUAGGUUGCCAGGCUCUUUUACAAACAAUGUUGCAUUCUAAGCCAUAUCCAUAUGAGGCUAUGCUGUCAGCUAAAGUUGAAUAUGAAUGCAAAAUGAGAGGUGCCCAAAGAAUGGCAUUCAACCCUGUGGUUGGUGGUGGGCCGAAUGGUAGCGUUGUCCAUUAUUCUCGAAAUGACCAGAAAAUCAAUGACGGGGACCUUGUUUUGAUGGACAUAGGAUGUGAAUUGCAUGGGUAUGUUAGUGAUCUAACACGUACCUGGCCACCAUACGGAAGAUUUUCUCCUGUUCACGAAGAACUUUAUGAGCUUAUUUUAGAGACAAACAAGGAAUGCCUGGACCUUUGCAAGCCUGGCAUGAGCAUUGGCUCAAUUCAUAACUAUUCGGUCAAUAAGCUGCGCAAAGGUUUUAAGGAGAUCGGAAUUUUGAAAGAUGAUCAACGUGAUAGUUACCAACAGCUGAACCCAACUAAUAUAGGGCACUAUCUAGGAAUGGAUGUACAUGAUUGUUCGACAAUAAGCUAUCACCGUCCUCUGAAGCCUGGUGUUGUGAUAACCAUUGAACCAGGUGUUUAUAUCCCUACUGGUUUUAACUGCCCAGAGAGGUAUCAAGGCAUUGGGAUAAGGAUAGAGGAUGAAGUACUUAUCACUGAAUCAGGUUAUGAGGUCCUCUCUGGGUCUUUACCGAAAGAAAUUAAGCACAUCGAGUCUUUGCUUAACAACUAUGGGCAUGCAACGGGGAUGGAUACUGUCGCGAGAGCUGCAUUCAGUUAGUGAUACUCUUGGAAAUUUUGAGAUUCAGAAUAGCUGUCAAAUUUAUUGAGAAAAAUUGCUACGAAGGUAUUUUACUUCUCAUUUCAUAUGUUCUGUUUCCAGCAAGCACUUCAGUAUUUAUAGUUACGUUACCUUCCCGAACGGCUAUACCAUAUGUAAAAGUCGAUUUUUUUUCUUAAUUGUCGUACAAUAAAAUUUUGAAUGCCAAUUUGAGCUUCUCUGUAGCUUGUAAUGUCCCUGCAAUGGACAAUAAACCUAAUUUCUCUGUGUUGUCAUU